Nelumbo nucifera (sacred lotus) is the source of this 2917-nucleotide messenger RNA. RefSeq names its product E3 ubiquitin-protein ligase WAV3-like. Lineage: Eukaryota; Viridiplantae; Streptophyta; Magnoliopsida; Proteales; Nelumbonaceae. The record is from RefSeq and is a predicted model, not a curated record.
CCUAUGAAAAGCCUCAAAACCCAAAAAAUUAAAAAGGAAAAUAAUAAUUAAGAAAAAAAAAGGAGAGAGAGAGAAGAGGAAAUUCCCAAAUUUGUUUCUUCUCCAUUUUCAUUUUCUCUGCUCAUGCUUCUUCCUUCAUGUUUAACACAUACGAGCGAUUGUGAUUCGAAGUUCAAAGUUCAAACCCUAGCCCUAACCCUAUCUGCGCCCUUCUGCAAAUUAUCUGAGGCUAAAAAACGGAGGUCGUUUUGAUUGGUCGGUCUCUUUUACGAUCUCUCCUUGUUUAGUGUUCACUUCUUUGAGAAGGCGAAAUGACGAGCGCGUGGAACAAGCUGAAGAAAUCUCUAUCGCUGCGGAUUUCUUCACAGAGUUCGCUGUCAUUAGAUUCUCCUCCAUCGAGAAAUUUGGCGUCUGAUGUUUCCGAGACCGAUGUUCGAGUUUCCACGCCGAGGUCGUCUUUGUCUGGGAUUCGGUUGUCGAGGAGCGUUAGCAGCAGGUCGACUAAGAAAACAUGUGCUAUAUGCUUAGGGAGUAUGAGACCUGGGCAAGGUCAAGCCAUAUUCACAGCUGAGUGCUCCCAUGCCUUUCACUUUAACUGCAUUGCCUCAAGUGUGAAGCAUGGAAACCAUCUUUGUCCCAUCUGCCGCUCCAAAUGGAAGGACAUUCCUUUCCAAGCUCCUUCAGACAUUGUUGAUCCUCAAUUGAAUGGCAUUGGACGGGCCCGUAUCACACCAUUCAAUACUCCACUUGAUGAAUUCCACGCAGCUCUUCAUCGCCACUUGCCACAACAACCGUCACCCCGUGCUGAACCACAACACUUUGAUGAUGAUGAGCCCCUCAACACUUCUCAUGCUUCUUCCUCUCCCAACCCACUUCAUCAGAUCCAUCAAGUUGAAGCUCCAACCAACCAACUUGCAACUGUUAAAGUUUUCCCUGAGUUCCCUGCAGUGCCUGCAGCGGAAACUUGUUCUACAUUUGCUGUCCUUGUUAGUGUAAAAGCCCCAAGCCUCCAUGAAAAUGCCCGGCAUCGUGACCGUGCACCUAUUGACCUUGUCACUGUCCUUGAUGUUAGUGGGAGCAUGGGGGGCACAAAGCUUGCACUCCUCAAGCGUGCAGUCCGCUUCAUCAUACGAAAUUUAGGACCUGCAGAUCGCCUCUCUAUUGUUGCUUUCUCAUCAACAGCUCGAAGGAUCUUUCCACUCCGUCUCAUGUCUGAUGCAGGACGUGAUGAUGCUGUUUUUGCCAUCAAUUCCCUAGUGUCAAGUGGUGGGACUAACAUAGUUGAAGGACUCAAGAAAGGAGUUCGAGUCCUUGAGGAUCGACGGGAGCGGAAUCCAGUUGCUAGGAUCAUUCUCCUCUCAGAUGGAAAGGAUACCUACAACAAUGAUACUAGCUACCAUCCCAAUGGUCAACAGAAUCAGACUUCUCUGAACUCAUGGCAGGUAUUGGAUUACCUGAACCUCUUGCCACCUGCCAUCCGUCCCAGUGAUAGUGGGGCUGGGGAUGGGGCCCGCCAGAUGUGUAUCCCAGUCCACACAUUUGGGUUUGGCUCAGACCAUGAUGCCACUGCCAUGCAUGCUAUUUCAGAUGUGUCAGGCGGCACAUAUUCCUUCAUCCAGAGGGCAAGUAUCAUACAGGAUGCCUUUGCCCGAUGCAUUGGUGGCCUCCUGAGUGUUGUGGCUCAGGAGUUGCGGCUUACAGUGAGUUCAAUUUCUCCAGGUGUUUACAUUGGCUCAAUUCCCACUGGAAAAUACUUGAGCCAAAUCAUAAACCAGGGCCAGCAAGGUAUAAUUGAUGUUGGGGACCUAUAUGCAGAUGAAGAGAAAGAUUUCCUGGUCCACUUGUCGAUCCCUGUGUUCCCAACCGAAGAAAGUGAAGAAAUUGAGGCCACCACUCCAUUGUUGGCUGUGGAGUGCACUUACAAGGAUCCACUCUCACAAGAGAUGGUCCAUGGAGAAAGCAGGAGGGUGGAGAUUAGGCGCCCCAAGGUUCUCUCUUCUCUGGACAAUACAACGUGUCUGGAGGUAGACAGGCAGCGGAACCGUUUGUGGGUGGCAGAAGGUAUUGCAGAGGCUCAGGGGAUGGCUGAGAAGGGAAACCUGGAGGGUGCUCAAUCUGUUCUUGCAAACCGGAGGUCAGUACUCUUAGCAUCAGCAUCAGCACAAGCAGGAGAUGGUUUGUGCAACUGGCUAGAAGCUGAGCUGAAGGAGAUAAGAGAGAGGAUGGCAAGCCAAGAGCUGUAUGAAGAGACAGGGCGGGCUUAUGUUCUGUCAGGGUUGAGCUCACACUCAUGGCAGAGGGCCACAACAAGGGGGAACUCGACAACUCAUGGGCUUGUGUAUAACACGGAAGGCAAUAAUUCGCACGUAAGUGGGGGUUCUGUGGGGUAUGAGACCCCUUCAAUGGUGAGCAUGGUGACUAGAUCACAAACUCUUAGCUUACCAGUGGGCAAUCCUCCACCUAGACGGCUGAACAGGUCAUGUAGUUUGGUUCAUCGAGCAAAUUAGGGCUCACCGCCCCCACCUCCCAUUGGGACAAGGAAUUUUUUUGUGGUGUAAAUAGAUUCAAUACAGAAGUAACAAUUACAGAGAUGUACAGAUGCAAGUUUUGUCGAUGGCAAAGAGGAUCUUCAAGGCCCCAUUUAUUGGAAGAGAAACAUUACUAGGUUGCCUGGUUGAUCUGAACCAAAAAUGUGAAUUGAAAACUGUAAUUCUUAUCUUGGCUUCUAUUAACAGGAUUCAAAAGUGAGCUUGGGUUCGAGUUGGACGACGACAAAAGAUGGGAUAAAAAAAGAAAAAUCUCAUUUUGCAAAAUUCAGUGGACUUGAAAGAAAGACUACUUUUUUUCCUUUUUCUUUCAUAUAUGAAGCGGAUGUUAUUUGAGAUAAUAAUUCCAAUGAAAGGAACAUGGUUUCUCA